Tyto alba (common barn owl) is the source of this 3004-nucleotide messenger RNA. Its product is annotated as acrosin-like. The record is from RefSeq and is a predicted model, not a curated record. Gene Ontology annotation, molecular function: serine-type endopeptidase activity. The transcript is spliced from 5 exons. Gene Ontology annotation, biological process: proteolysis; acrosome reaction. Bases 695 to 1744 code for a protein of 349 amino acids. NCBI's taxonomy places the organism in Eukaryota, Metazoa, Chordata, Aves, Strigiformes, Tytonidae.
AUAGAGCAUCAAUAAAAUGUUGUAACAAAGGUAAUGAUGGGCCUGACAGUUCAAAGGAUGUUGAUGUAUGAGAAACUGACCCUUAGCUACCGAAGCGAUGGGAGAUCUAUCAUUGUGGCUACUAAGAACUGAGACGUACAGAACUUGAGGUAAUCGUCCUUGAAGACUAAAAGAAAGAAGAAACAAAACAACGAAGUAGUCGGACUCCAGAACAAGAUGUGGAACCCGCUGUCAAGAUAAGAAUGACUGAUCAAGUAUAAUUCUGUGUAUUUUGGAUUAGGUAAUGCUUUGUAGGUGCAUAAAUACAUGUAUGCGAACUCAUGUAAGCUGUCACUCUCUGCGGAGGUGACCCAACGCUGCUGGACCUGAAUAAAAUCCUAGAGUAACCCACGACGGAGUUCGAGUCUCCUUUAACACCUGCCAUGGGGCCCACACCCCCUCAUCCCGCAGGCAGAGCGUUCAGCGGGAGUCUCUUGGGGGUGUCCAACCCCAGCUUCUGCCUCCCCUCCUGCUUGGAACCCCCCCUUACGUUGCACCCCCCCCCAGGAGAGGCCACCGUGCCCAGCACCUGGAACCAGUGACUCUGUGACAUCAGCCCCGUUGCCGAGGGCACCGCGGGCAACAGGAGCACUGCGGGCACUGUGUCGGCUGCUGCGCUGGUGGUGAGGAGCCCUCCGGUCUUGCAGCUGCAGUGAUGCAUUCGCUUCCUUUCCUCGUCCUGCUGGCCACGUGCUGGGCUGCAGGCAGCACACGGGACAGCUGUGGAGGGACCUGCGGGCUCCGGCCCACGGCUUCUCAGCACGGCACGUCGCGCGUCGUCGGUGGCACAGACGCCCAGCCAGGCUCCUGGCCCUGGAUUGUCAGCAUCCAGGAUCCCUGGGCGAUAGGCACAGGACAUAUAUGUGGAGGGUCCCUCAUCAGCCCACAGUGGGUCCUCACAGCAGCCCACUGCUUCGUCGAGGCCAGGUACAUCACCAUGUGGCGCGUGGUGAUCGGAGCCACCCAUUUGUCUCAGCUGGGCCCUGACACCCAAGUGCGCCAUAUUAAGCGGCUACUGGCUCACGAGCACUACACUAGUAUCACAGAGGAGAAUGACAUUGCCUUGCUGGAAUUGGACCAGCCUGUCCAGUGCAGCUACUCCAUACAGCUUGCCUGCGUGCCUGACGCCUCGCUGAGAGUGUCAGAGCUGAAAAACUGCUACGUCAGCGGUUGGGGGUCCACAGCUGCAAGAUCUGGAAGACCAACUGAUGUCCUGCAGGAGGCCAAGGUCCGGCUCAUCGACGUCAAACUCUGUAACAGCACCCGGUGGUACAGUGGGGCCGUCCACCCCCACAACCUGUGUGCUGGCUAUCCGCAGGGCGGCAUUGACACCUGCCAGGGCGACAGUGGUGGUCCUCUUGUUUGCAAAGAUACCAGUGCUGACUACUUCUGGCUAGUUGGAGUCACCAGCUGGGGGAAAGGCUGUGCAAGAGCAAGACGGCCCGGAGUCUACACCUCCACUCAGCACUUUUACGACUGGAUCUUGGUACAGAUGGGGCUGCACCCAGCACUAACGGCUGCUCCAACACCACAGCCAGUCUUCACACCACAGCCAGUUUUCACUUCAACCCCCUUUCAGAAGCCAAGUCCAGUACCAACGCAAGAGAGCGGCUUUACAUCCUGUCUAUUUCCACGCCAGAAGCUGGUGGAAUUCUUUAAUCUGCUGCAGGAGCUCCUGCAGGUCCUAAGAGGAAAAAAGGCUUGAGUAGCCAGAUGAAUGGGAUCCAGUGCAGGCUGCAGUGUACCAUGACCAUUCCCUUCUGGGGCAAUGCCUGCUGAUCCGAUGGCAGCCUCAGUGUCAAAGGCCUCUUCUGUCCUGUCCCUGCUCACAAAUGCUAGAGUACACACAAAUGCUUAAGUUGCCUUAGUUCCUGAAAUAAAGUUAACAGUUUUCACAGCUAACCAUGCUCCAGUGCAAUUCAGUCACCUGUGCAAAGCAAGGACUUCCAUGGCUGGCUGGUCCCUGCCAAAUGAGGCUGCAGGCAGCUAAGUGGGGCACAAAGGGAAGAGUUGCUCAAAAGGCCUGAAUCCCUGUCUGGCCACAGAGGAGGGGGAUGGUUCAGUGUAAGAAAGGAACAUGGGUGAUAGGGGGCAAGAGGUCUUGGGACAGCAGUUGGAAACACAAAGUGUCUUUGGCCGGCUACUGGGGGGAUCCCUGUGUGUGUACAAUGCACCAGUGAACCUCAGACUGGACUCUCUCAUGACACAGGAGAUCUAGAAAGACCCAACGUUUGCACCAAUGACUGGCUAAGGAGCUUGACAUCCAGCCACAGAUAUUACAUGGACUCGAUUUCCAGAGUGUUGCUUGAGGAAUCCAUGCACACGCUGUGCUUAUGAAUCUAGGGAAUGAAGUUGUGGUUCACUAGCAAACAUCCAGUCCUGAUCAUAUGGAAAGGCAGAAAAGGAGCGGCCUGUGUUCACAUUUAUGUAAGUGGUGGUUACAAAGACCUGGGUGCCGGUAAAGGCGUUACUCUGUCUAUGUCAAUCUGUUUUGCCGGUUGCAUUAUUGGUGUAAAUCUGUGUGUGUGUGUCUGCAUCUGGCUCUUUGGAAUGCACCAUAAGUCUUCUGAACACACACACACACGUGAGGACAGCAGCAGCCACAAGGCUGGGCUGGGAGAAGCCUCCUGGGAGCGAGAGUCCACUGGAUUCAGCUCUAGCAGACCUGAAAGGAGAAAUCCCCUGUGUUCAGAAGUCUACUGAAUCUAGCUGCUCUGUAACAGAAUGGGGAAGGAAACCCAAAGAAACUCUGCAGCAGAGAUCACAGGGGUGGGCAGAGAGGCAGCACUGGCGAAGCUGUGAAAGCAAUGGGGCGGGCUGGCAGUUGGGUUUGUACUGUAUAGUAACUAGACUGCCUUAUAACGAAAGUGCAGGAAGAAUGCAAGCUCAAAGCUGUAUAAAAAAAAAUGAUGUAGUGUUUGUUUUCUCCAGUAUGUACCAUUAAAGCAUCUGAGCAGGACCCUUC